AUGGAUGAGCUAUUACAGCUCGUCAAGAGCUUGACUGACAGCCUUGAUGCCGUCAUCAAGGCUCAAACCCAGCAGGCGAAGACGAUUUCUGAGCUGGCCAAGCUGUGCGACGCAAAGGAAGUCUCAAAGGCAACUGCCACCCGAGUGAAGGAUCUUGCAGAAAAUCAAGAGGUGAUGGCAAAGGUGAUGAAUCUACACAUCAAUGCCAUGAAACAACAGGCCGCGAUGGUGCUUUCGAAACAAUUGGUCGUGGCGAUGCCCUCGGAACUGCAGGAGCAGACAUCGCCUCCACUCACAGGUUUCCCACAGUUCGGCCGACUCCCUGUUGAGAUUCGGAAUAUCAUUUGGAAAAUGGCACUGCCGGGUCGUCGCGUUAUCGAGAAGAUCGAAGGCGAGCUUCCCAGACGAUUCAGAUCUCCAGUGAUCCGAGCUGUUUGCAAAGAAGCCUGGGAGGUUACCAAUGAGAAUGGGUCAUUCGUCUUUGGCCUAGAGCUCAAUCCGGCUGGGGGAACCUGGUUCAAUCCCAAAAAGGACGUCCUCAUCCUUGACAAUCCCGCAGGCUAUCCGCUGGGGUCUUUUGAGGACUGUCGUCCUGACAUCAUCGCCAUCGACCUCAGAUACUUUGAGAAACCCACAGAUUUCAUAAGGGUCUUAACCUGUGCGCUAGACGCUCAUUGCCGAGAAGUCAUCGUCCUCUUUCGGUCUACACCCAAUCUGAAGUACAAGAAAGGAACAGCGCCAAAGCUGUUUAGCCUUGAUCCCAACGAAGCGAUCUGGUCAGCCUACGCGCCUGAUAGGCCAGACGACCUCGAUUUGGAUUUCGACAUUACGUGGAAAGAGUUCAAGAGUACGAUGCAAUACCAUUGGGAUGAUGAGAUCCGCCAAUCCAAGUAG
Colletotrichum phormii is the source of this 894-nucleotide messenger RNA. RefSeq lists its product as uncharacterized. Lineage: Eukaryota; Fungi; Ascomycota; Sordariomycetes; Glomerellales; Glomerellaceae. The record is from RefSeq and is a predicted model, not a curated record. The transcript is spliced from 3 exons. Bases 1 to 894 code for a protein of 297 amino acids.